GGCAGCGGGACAAUCAGAGAUAUACCGGGUCUUCAACGAGGAGCUGCUCCAAGUCCAGCGAUACCUUUAGCCCAGAACUUAGCCGUCUUGGCUGCUCCCUUUUGACGAAGCGUGAGCCCUCGAACAAAUCAUCAUUCAACAGGUACCGUCUCUUUAACGACCCCGCGAUAAAUCCUCCCGCCUCUAGCCCCAACCUUCCCACAUCUCGACAACACAUUUUUGAACCCGCCAAACAAAACUCCCCCGCCUUGUCAGAGCAACCAUGUCGGACCUCAACUCGUGGGAAGAUGAUCCUGCCGCCCAGGAGGAUAACCUCUCGAGACAAACUCAGCAGAUGAACCUCAACAGCACUCCGCAACAACCCUCGUUCCGCCCGGGCGCAAACUCGUUCCAGCCUGGCGCACAAUCUUUCCAACCCGGCCAGCCUUUCCAACCAUAUGGAGGGGGUUUCGAUCAAGCGGCAUAUCAGAACUACUACAACCAAGGGGCUUAUGGUGGCUAUCCUCAGUACGGCCAGCAAGGCUACAACCAGUACCAACAAGGCGGGUAUGGAGGCUACAAUCAAGGUGGCUACAACCAAGGAUACGCACAGCAAUAUCCCGGAUACGCACAACAACCACAAGCAGUUCCGGCAGCAUCACAGCAAGCGCCUCGACAAACUCCUGUGAUUGCGAAACGACCAACAGACGGUUCAUCAGGAUCAUCAGAUCUGAACAAGCCUGUGACCACAAAGGAGGGAGCACCACAAGUUCUCAGCAUCGGCGGGGAUGCACCUAAACCAAAGGCCAAGGUCCUCUCGAUAGGUACAACACCGGCCACAGCCAAGAAGGAAGAGCCGAAAAAAGAGCCUGCUCCGGCCGCACAGGAAGGUGCUAAGGUCACUGCUGCAAAGGCCAUCGAGAAGACGGAGAAGAGCACAACCUCUGCCAGUGGGAAAACCUCGCCAACGCCUUCUUCUGGCCGAUCGAGCCCUUCGCGUGCUGCUGAAAAGAAGGCUGCUCGUGAUGCCGACAUCGUUGAGAAAGAGCAGCAGGCUGAUGUUGAUGAGGAGACACUGAAAGAAAUUUACGGCAAAGAGCAUGUGAACAUCAUCUUCAUUGGCCAUGUCGACGCUGGUAAAUCAACCCUUGGAGGAUCUAUCCUCUACGCGACUGGUAUGGUGGACGAGCGAACUAUGGAGAAGAACAAGAAAGAAGCUAAAGAGAUGGGCCGUGAGACAUGGUACCUCUCAUGGGCAUUGGAUUUGACAAAAGAAGAGAGAUCCAAGGGAAAGACUGUAGAAGUUGGUCGUGGAUUUUUCGAAACAGAGAAGCGAAGAUAUAGUAUCUUGGAUGCUCCGGGACACAAGACAUACGUGCCCAGCAUGAUUGGUGGAGCCUCUCAAGCAGAUGUCGGAAUUCUCGUCAUCUCUGCACGAAAAGGAGAGUACGAGACAGGAUUCGAGAAGGGAGGUCAAACCCGGGAGCACGCUAUGCUGGCAAAGACCCAAGGAGUGAACAAACUUGUUGUCGUGAUCAACAAGAUGGACGAUCCUACGGUAGAAUGGUCUGAGAAGCGUUACCAAGAGUGCACCACAAAACUGGGCCAAUUCCUCAAGGGAGUUGGCUACAAUCUCAAGACGGACGUUUUCUUCAUGCCCAUCGCAGCACAACAAACGAUCGGUAUCAAGGACCGAAUUCCUGCAGGUCUUGCACCAUACUACGAUGGACCGUCUCUCCUCGAGUAUCUCGACAAUAUGACUACGCUGGAACGGAAAGUCAACGCCCCAUUCAUGAUGCCAGUUAACGGUAAAUAUCGUGAUAUGGGAACUAUUGUCGAGGGAAAGAUCGAGUCAGGUGUUGUGAAGAAGGGCAUGUCCUUGAUAUUGAUGCCAAACCGAGACAAGGUCGAGGUCGCCGCAGUAUAUGGUGAGACCGAGGAUGAAGUGCCUGCCGCACAAUGUGGAGACCAAGCUCGACUGCGGUUGCGGGGCGUCGAAGAAGAAGAUAUCCUGCCUGGCUUUGUCCUAUGUUCGCCAAAGCGUCUCGUACAUUGCGUCUCUGCUUUCGAGGCCCAGAUUCGCGUCUUGGAGUUGAAGAGCAUUCUAUCCGCUGGAUUUGAUUGUGUCAUGCACGUUCAUUCCGCGAUUGAGGAAGUCACAUUCUCGGCAUUGCUUCACAAACUGCAAAAGGGAACUGGUAGAAAGAGCAAACUCCCACCAUCACAUGCGAAGAAGGGCGAUAGCAUCAUUGCACGGAUAGAGGUGAUUGGUGGAACAGGAUCUGUUUGCGUCGAGAAGUUCGAGGACUACCCACAAUUAGGACGGUUCACGUUGCGAGACCAGGGACAAACCAUCGCGAUUGGCAAGAUCACCAAGUUGAUCACGGAAGAAGCUGCUUAA
Amorphotheca resinae ATCC 22711 is the source of this 2380-nucleotide messenger RNA. RefSeq lists its product as hypothetical. The record is from RefSeq and is a predicted model, not a curated record. Gene Ontology annotation, cellular component: translation release factor complex. Gene Ontology annotation, biological process: nuclear-transcribed mRNA catabolic process, deadenylation-dependent decay; translational termination; translation. The coding region runs from base 263 to 2380 and encodes 705 amino acids. Gene Ontology annotation, molecular function: GTP binding; translation release factor activity; GTPase activity. The transcript is spliced from 3 exons. NCBI's taxonomy places the organism in Eukaryota, Fungi, Ascomycota, Leotiomycetes, Helotiales, Amorphothecaceae.